This is a messenger RNA of Tilletiaria anomala UBC 951, 6292 nucleotides long. RefSeq lists its product as uncharacterized. The record is from RefSeq and is a predicted model, not a curated record. Gene Ontology annotation, biological process: protein localization to prospore membrane; ascospore-type prospore membrane formation. Bases 200 to 6247 code for a protein of 2015 amino acids. NCBI's taxonomy places the organism in Eukaryota, Fungi, Basidiomycota, Exobasidiomycetes, Georgefischeriales, Tilletiariaceae. Gene Ontology annotation, cellular component: prospore membrane. The transcript is spliced from 4 exons.
CCGGCAUGGCCAGACUCCACAUUCUGUUUGCUUACAGACUGGUGAUAACAGGGAUCCAGGCAGUUUAUCGUCUGAAGUAUUAAUGACAAGCACUCUACCGAAAGGACAUCGUUCAGAGGGCUCGUUGAGUGCAUGUUGAACUGGUUUGCCAAGCGGGAGUGUGUGACCGCCCCCUGAAACAAGGAUAGUCCCGGACACCAUGGCGUAUCACUGGCGUACCAAUGACGAGCCCAUCACCGUCACACAGCAGCUGGUAGCACGCGCAGCAGAAGUUGCAACGGCGGGAAUAAGAUCUGCAGGUUCUGCUACGCUGCCAACCAGUUCGGCGGUGCACCCACAACCACCGACGGAUCCCUCUUACCAACAUGCCGACACCAACAUCAGUGCCGAUCAAGCCCUUGACGCGGACCAUAUUACACGGCGCUUGCUCGAAAUGUAUCAGUCACACCGACACACUACCCAGGAGCACUUCCGAGGUCCACACAAAUUCAGACGAGUGUUCAUCGGUCCACUGCCCAUCUCCUCGACAACAGCCGCCGCAGCAGUGAUCUUCGCUACCACACAAUCACAGGUGAAGGCUGAGGCUGAAGCCAGAGCCGGAGAUGAAACGGAGACUCCAGCUGGAGGAGAUUCUGAUUGGCAAGCGUUGGGAAAGAAAAGGCAACAGACUCUCGAACAGGCAGAUGGUCUCACAGCAUCUCAUUCGGUGAAGCAUACUCGCACCAUGCCAGCUGCUGCACUAGUUGAUUCAUCGUCUCGAGCCUCGGAUCAGCUCUUUCAGCAAAACAUAUUUAGCCAGAAAGGCGAAGUGGACGGUGCCGACACCAAUCGAGCUUCCCAAAUGAUGCACGAAAGGGGACGAUCAUUACCGACAGAGCACGGACACAGGCAGCCGCAACCAACAUUCGAAUUCGAACCUACAAGUCCUCUGUCACCACCUGUAGCAGUAUCCACCGCAGACAUUUCGAACGCUUCUUCAAUCCCCACGCGGCCACCGCUCGCGACAUCUGCACGCAAAUCAGGAAGCGUACGGCGGAAUGAAUCGCAGGCUAGCUUUGCGACUGCCCAGUCUUAUAUCAGCGCCCGGUCUGAUGCGACCGUCAUCGAGGCGCAAAGCAACGAUCUAGGCAGCGAGCUAUGUGAUCGGCGUGGCAGUGGCGCAACGGCUUCCGCCCGUACCUGCGGAUAUUCAGGCAGCAGCGCCCUCUCACCCAUUCCUGGCAGUACGAUUCUGAACGGCGCCGAUGCCGAUCGCCAUGGCAAAUUUGCGCAGGCUACGCAAGAGGAAGGAGAGGCAGAUGGUUAUAACGGGGAGCAGAAUUCAUCCUCUCUUGGACCACCAUCGCCACUCACACAGACGUUGGCGCUGCCGCGAAUGAGUUCCAACCUCUCUAGCUCUCGUCGCGAUCGGCAUGGCAUGUCGUGGUUCGAGUUGAAUGCAGCAGAAUUUUCCGCAGAUCCGAAUGCUAACCAUAGCUGCAGCAACCUCAACCAUGACAGCAGCGGCGGUGACAAUUCAUCGACCUUCCUCAGCGCUGCUGCUGCUGGAGGAAUGCUGCAGCGGGACCGCAAGCGAUCCUGUGUGAGCAUUGUUGAUACGACUAUCAAUGUCAAUGCAGAACAGAACUCGCCGAUGAGCACCCCGACCAAGCCGACAAGAACCCGCCUUUUGUCGUUCGAGCAGCCCGGAUCAGUGGGACGCGCUGGAUGUCUUGACCAGCUGCAGCAGCAUCAGCAACCACUCCAACGCAAGCCCAUUCUCACAACCUCGCCACUCAGCAAGCGGUUCAGAGACCGAGAGCGCGUCAACACAUGUGGCGCACAACGGGCUGCGUCGUCUGCUAGCUUUGAGACGCUUCGGCCUGUCGCACGAAGGGGUAGACCCAACGACCUUUUCUUCUGGAGUGAGCAAGGCAAUCCCGACGCCAGCGCAGGAAGUGGUGCAGGCAGCGUCAGUGGCAGCAGCAGCGGCGCCCUGCGCAUGCAAACGAUGCAGAUGCAGUCAACACCAGAGAGGCGGACAUCGCUCCUUCGUCCCGUCGCUGGCUAUUCUUCCUCCGCUUCUUCCGUUGAUCCACCAACAAUCAGUCCUGCGUCCAAGAGUGAUCAGUCGCAAAAGCAACAGAUAUCGCAACCGCCACAGGCAGCUGGUCAUUCACGCCAAGCGUCCGCCUUCAGUAAUCGCUCUGAACUUUCGAGGCGGCGACCAAGUGAGCAGCGCUCCCACACUAUUCCGAAUGGUCCUGCGAACGGGUUUUCAUGGUAUCCACACCGUAGAGACGCCUCGCGCAUGAGUCACGUGAGCACCAUCGGCUCACUCGGCACGCACGGUACACGCGCCACAGAGGGUAGUUUUGGUGCUGUUGGUGGCGUCCGAGCUCGCUUGUUCCGGGGUUUGCUCCCUAAGGCGGACAAAGAGCGGCGCGCGAGGGACGAGCAGGUCGUCAGCGCUGCUAGGGCGGCGGCUGCGAUGCAGCUGCGGAAGCAACAGCAGCAGCAGGCCGAGAAAGAGGGACCGGAUCAGCAGCAGUUCGUUGCUGGGCGGGAUAGGAAAGGCGGCGGCCCUCGUCACUACCAUUAUGGACUUCACCGUUCUGCCAAGCCUGAUCCCUUUCAAGUUGGCACUAGCUCUGGUGGCACGCGCUGGGUCGGCUCCAGCUUCGAGACUGGCUUUGCUGUCGAAGAGGUGCUACUUGCCCGCAUCGAGGCUUCGCAUAAAGAAAAGGCCGAGCAGCGCACACAGCAGGAGCGCGCUCGGUGCAUGAGCAUCGUAGAGGAAGAGAAAGUGGGUCAAGCUGCGAUUGACAAGCGGAGGCGCAAAGGCAGCUUCUCGGAACCCCAAGACUUGCGUAGACCAUCGGCAGCUCUGGCGCAGAUGACCAGAGAAGCAAACUUGGCAACACACAGUCGCGAAGGUACCCUGGUCCCGUCUGCCACAAUUACUCGAGGCUCUCAGGCUGUUGCGAGCAGAACUGUAAUUGACACCAGCGGUAAGCGUCGUUCACGCGCCUUUGACGAAGCCUCCACAUCUACCAAUAGCAUCCACAUGCGCCCCAAAGUCAUGACAAGUCCCAAAGCUACGAUAGAUUCAGCGCUGUCAUCUUCUUGCCUCACACUCACCCAGGCCCAUGGCGUCAAUCACGCUCCAGCCUUCGACAUUGAGAGCCGCAAAGGCUGGGCGGACAUUGCAGCGAUGAUGAAUGCGCACAGCGGAAGGAUCAGCGAUCGUAAGCCGGUGCGCCAUGCAGCGGCGGAUGCACUUGCAUCGGCGAGUGCGAUCGAGAAAGCGAGGACGGCAAAGGCGCAGGCGCAGACAACAUCAAAGAACCCUUCUGCGAGACCACCACCCAUUGCCACGCAAGACCAGAGGCAAGAUUCGGUGAAGCUGCAGGUGCUCGUCUCAUCCCCGAAGGACAUGAACGUCACAGGGACAGCGUCCACCCCACCUGGCUCCGACGCUUCCAACGGGCUACCAGAUGGGGCCGAGCAAGUAAAGGUGGCAACGCCGACUGUCGAUAGUAGUGUAUUAGUGCAGCCUGAACAGGAACAGGCAUCAGUGACCACCACCGAAGCAGGGGAGCGACGCACGCUACGAACGAAAAAGUCGGUCCAGUUCGCGCGCAACUCCCCUAGCUCAGAAGCGACCACCUUCUUCCGCCAGCUAACCAAACCCAUCAUUGGCAAGUCCAGCCCAAUGGCAGAAGCGUUGUUCGCGGAUGUAGAGGAGAGGGCAGCGCCGGAGGAGGUGCUGCAACGAAGCGAGGCUGCAGUGCAGCAAAUCGACAAUGAGCAGGCCCGGCUGAGCCAGCUCAGAGCAACAGCCGCGACACAGUCCGAAGAGCUGAUCACCCACAGGUCUGUGCUCAAGCGCGAUAGAAUGCUCGUCAAGAUUGAGUGGACUGCCGCAGAAGACCUGCCUCCGGACUACGAUGAACUGAUCGCGAGAAGGUACUCAACUUAUGAGGAUGACUGGUCGGAGUACAUGGUGGUGCUAAGGAUGGGCCGGUUGGAACUGUGGGAGGAUACAUCCCUGCUCUACAAGCUAAGCGGCCGCGCCAAGCAGCUAAAACUCCGACUUGUUCUCGGUCUGCGCAAGGGUCACACGUUCCAGUCGCUCUAUUCUCCGAUCGAUGGGAUCUUCUGCCUCACUUAUACUUGCAACAACGAGAGACGCAGGGAAGAACGGAAGAGGUCGCUGCAUCUGCGCAAGAGCGGCACAAACAUACUCAUUUUCAAUGCGCGAUUCACCAGCACGGCUCGUGACUGGAUGUGGGAGUUGCACAGGGAGCUCGGUGGUAAUGUGCCCGAGGUGGUUGACGUCCAUGUUCCCGACUUGAACAUCCGCGUCCGCAUUCCCGUGCCAGACGAGGCGACAGAGGAGGUGAAGCAGUCUCUCCUCCUCACGGGUGAUGAGAAUGACCUCCAAGGGGAGGGAUACAAGUUGAUCACCACUCGUAACAUCACCGAGAUAAUCGCACGUCUGCUGCAAGGGAACCCACGCUGGCUCGUACUGGCCCAGCAAAGCAUCGCGGCGAACGCUCCCUUUGAAGUGGCUUGGCGCAUCGGUCGCCGACUAGAAUGGGUGCAUCGAUUCAAUGCUCGGCAUGACACCACAAUAUCCAGCGACGCCGCUGUGGUCAGUGGAGUAUUGCUUCAUACUCGAUUGUCCACGCCCGUCCUGGAGCUCAGGCCAGCGCAGCAUCAUCUUGGCAUCAUCAAAGGACCAGUCGGCGAUAUUCUGGAGGAACCGCCGGCAGCGGAAGGCUAUUUAUGGCGCGUCAAAGCGGUAUCAGGAUCGCUGACACGCGUAUACGUGAGCACCCAUGAUGGGCACAUCUUUUUCUCUUCCAGCAGCAAGGCAUUUGCGCCCGACAAGGAGAUCAUCGCAAUGCUCACCACGCAAAGCCAUUCAGUGGCUACGAAAGGCGUGGAGGAAAUGUUGAAAGCGAAGCGCAAAACGAAACGCAAGGCAGUGCGUGCGGCAGCUCAGAGAGAGCUUGAUGCAGCACUGGAACUCGUUCUGGAUGCGCUUCGCGAUCAUUCUGAUGAUGGGAUGGCCAAGCAAGUGCAGGCGUAUCGGGCGUACGAACGGUGCCGACAAUUUGAGCAAAUCGUCACUGCUGACGGCUAUGUUGAUUUGCGGGACAUUCUCAAGUGCGAGCGUGUGGUGACGACAGAACCCGAAGAGACGCCGCAAUCGGAGAAGGCAGAUGUAUUCGAUCAUUCCCGUGAUUCCAGCUGGCAGGAUGUCUCGAUCCACGCGAGCGAGGACAUUGGUGGAGAAGAGGGGCUGGCUGCGUGCUCUGAUCGUGCUGAGACCCGGGCCAGGCGGCAGAUUGAAGUCACCAUGUCGAAUGGACGAUACAUCCGAUUCGAAGCCUUCUCGACUGCAGUGGCAGAAGAGUGGGUCGUGCGAAUCAACCAACUGGUACGGUACUGGAAAGCCAGGGAGAGAUCCGAUGCGAAGGACCUCAUGGCGAUCGCUACAGCCUCGACCAAACAGCCUGGGACGCAUUCGCGCGACUCGGGCGAGCUCGACAGGCGCUUGCCCUCCAUUUGGAGCUGGUGUCCGAUCAUGAAUUGCCGACCGAUCGUCAGGUGCGGUCGGCUGUUCCGCAAGAUGCGCACGCACGAAGCAUUCAAUGGCCGCUACUUCAUCCUCAUACAAGGGCGCCUGCUCAGCUUUAAGCUGAUGCAGUCUACAAAAAGCGCCAGAGCGAGGCAGAAUGCAGGCAUCUUCCACAAACGUCAAGAAACUGUCCUUCACCUCAGAGAUGCGUACGUCUACAGUGGCAAGCUGACGGAAGACUUUUUACCAGAGGGCAACCAGGCAGCUCAGAGUCUAGGCGUUGGCGGAGGCGGUGGUGACCGUCAUCGUCUACCGCGCGUCUACCAGGAUGGGCUCCAAAGUGUUGACGAUGAAGAGGAUUGCACAUUUGUCAUCCGCUACCGCCCUCAAUGCGUAAAUGCGACACCCGACCCUAUCCCUUACAAAACAUCAAAGGGCCAAGUCGGCCUCAGAGUCAGCUCUUCGACGGGCAGCGCAGCUCCGCCCGACAUCGCAGCACUCCCUUCCCUAAAUGAUGGAACCAUCAGCCAUAUUGUCUUACGAGCGAGGAGUCAAAUGGAACGUGACCUGUGGGUCAAGGCAAUCUCUUGGGAGAUUGAGCGCCUGUGCAAAGAUGACGGGCCGCGGGAAUACAAGUUACGCAACAAAGGGAUCACACCUUACACGUCCCUGUCGUGACCUAUGAUGUAUUAUUUUGGCAGCAAGAACACUCGUUGACGUGAC